UGUCAAUCAUGUCUGAUGGGCAAGCACAAGCAUUUCCCUUUCCCAUCCCAGGCUCAUCACCAUGCCACUUAUAUUGCAGAACUUAUACACACAGAUGUCUGGGGACCUAUUGACACUGCCACUGCAUCCAGGGAGACAUACUUUGUUGCCUUCACUGAUGACUUCUCU
Messenger RNA from Suillus subaureus, 168 nucleotides. RefSeq lists its product as uncharacterized. NCBI's taxonomy places the organism in Eukaryota, Fungi, Basidiomycota, Agaricomycetes, Boletales, Suillaceae. The transcript has a single exon. The record is from RefSeq and is a predicted model, not a curated record. The annotation marks the transcript as partial.